Messenger RNA from Micropterus dolomieu (smallmouth bass), 2151 nucleotides. It is a transcript of the gene slc14a2, whose product is annotated as solute carrier family 14 member 2. Lineage: Eukaryota; Metazoa; Chordata; Actinopteri; Centrarchiformes; Centrarchidae. The coding region runs from base 4 to 1536 and encodes 510 amino acids. The record is from RefSeq and is a predicted model, not a curated record. Gene Ontology annotation, cellular component: membrane. Gene Ontology annotation, molecular function: urea transmembrane transporter activity. Gene Ontology annotation, biological process: urea transmembrane transport. The transcript has 10 exons.
CCUAUGCAACCUGUUCCUAUUCUGGGAUACAUGCCUGGAUCACACUGCAUAAAGGAUAUUCAGAAGAAUAUCAGCUGUUCCACUUCUGCUGCACUGUCCACCACCCUUCCUGCCAGAACCUUCCCUGAGCUCCAGCCCCUGAUGGCGCACCCACAGUCUGAGCAUAACAACUCUCAGGAGGACACAAAGGAGAAGGACCCCAUGCAGCCUGGACGCAAAGCCCUACAGAGGGCCAGAGCCUGCUUCCUCAAGGGAGUCUCUUACUUCUCCGGAGACAUGAAAGUGUUUGGAAAAUGGAUGGAAAAACAGUUUUUCCUGCUGCAGUUGCUGGACUGGAUUUUGCGUGGAGCAGCUCAGGUGAUGUUUGUCAACAACCCUCUAAGUGGCCUCAUUAUUUUUGCUGGCCUCAUCCUGCAGAACUACUGGUGGGCUCUCAACGGCUUUGUGGGCACCCUCUUUGCCACAAUUUCUGCCCUUAUUCUACAACAGAACAGAGGUGCAGUAGCUGCAGGGCUAUAUGGUUACAAUGGCAUCCUGGUGGGACUGCUGAUGGCUGUGUUCUCCAAAGCUGGAGACUGGUACUGGUGGCUCCUGCUACCCAACAUCUUCAUGUCCAUGAUGUGCCCGAUUGUGUCCAGUGCUUUGGCAUCUAUAAACAGCCGCUGGGAUUUGCCAGUGUUUACUCUGCCCUUUAACAUCCUGGUGUGUCUCCACAUGGUCGCCACCGGCCACUACAACCAAUACUUCCCCCAAGUCCUCAUUCAGCCUCUCUCAGAGACGCCCAACAUCACCUGGGCUGAAGUCAGUGUAACCAAGCUGUUCAUGUCAGUGCCUGUGGGGAUAGGCCAGGUCUACGGCUGUGACAACCCUUGGACAGGAGGAAUCUUCAUUAUCUCACUCUUCAUCUCCUCCCCUAUCACCUGUGCUCAUGCCAUCCUGGGAUCAGCCACAGGCAUGGUUUCUGGCCUGGCUCUGGCAGCUCCUUUUGGAAACAUUUACGCUGGCCUCUGGGGAUACAACUGUGUGUUGGCCUGCAUUGCCAUCGGCGGAAUGUUUUACGCUCUCACCUGGCAGGUGCACCUGCUUGCCAUCACAUGCGCUUUUUUCUGUGCAUACCUCGGCUCAGCCAUCAGCAAUAUCAUGUCCAGGUUUGGUCUUCCAGCCUGCACCUGGCCCUUCUGUCUCUCUGCCCUGACUUUCCUCCUCUUAACAACGGGGACCAAUAAGAUUUUCAAACUGCCACUGGCCAAAGUCACCUACCCUGAGAAAAACCUGUGCUUCUUCUGGAAGCUGAAGAAGCAGGAAAAAAUGGAGAAGGCUGAGAACGAGAAGAAAGACAGCAAAGAGCUGCAGAAAGCCAUAGAAGAAGAAGUAAUACUAAACGAGAAAGAGCAACUGAGACUAGAGCAAAUGAGGCUUGAAAGAAUGGAAGAAGCGAGGGUAGCAAGUGAGGCAUCAGAGGAUAAAAAUGACGAGACACACGUCGAAGACCAUGCACCUGGGGUAGAACAACAGGGUACUGAAGAGUAUGUUUAAUACUAUAUUUCUGCAGAAAGAGAGAGAGAUGGAUUAUGAAUUGGCAGAAUAGAUAUCUACUGUCAGAAAUAAAAAUUUGAGACUGAUCCUAAAAAAAGUACAGGCUCAGUGACCACAAACAAUUGAAAAAGGAAGACACAAAGAAACAUGGAAACCAAAAGUGGUGGUCACUGGCUGAGACAGAGUUGCACUUAUUCCUACAACGUAAAACAUUCAGUGAAAUAAGGAACAUUUACAUAAACAAGUUUAACUCUGUAAUCUCUUUCAAAAUUCCAAAGAGCUUAAUGAGACCUUAAAAAUACUCAUAGGAGAAAGAGACAGGGCAUGUGUUGCCCUGGAAUUAGUUAUUGCUCAUAUUACCGGUAUUGUGUGCUGUCCAAAUGUUUGGACAAAUUAUAUUUUGGUGCUUUGUCAACAUUUUUUAAAACCUUCGUGCAAAUUAUUUAAAUUUAAUUAAACUGAGAAAGAGAGACGAUACUCAAGUGGCACUUAAAUGUAUGAAUAAUGUAAAUAAGUGUAUCUGUAAAUAUUCUUUUUGAGUGUUUGUAUAUAUUACAUGUAGCUCUUAUUUGUUCUGUAAAACAGAACAGAAAUAAAAAAUUUUCUAAUAAUCAA